Stylophora pistillata is the source of this 1699-nucleotide messenger RNA. RefSeq lists its product as uncharacterized. The record is from RefSeq and is a predicted model, not a curated record. Gene Ontology annotation, molecular function: calcium ion binding. NCBI's taxonomy places the organism in Eukaryota, Metazoa, Cnidaria, Anthozoa, Scleractinia, Pocilloporidae.
CAAAAAGUUCCUCCAAACGCCAAAAGUUGCUUAAAAGUUUCCGAGCACAAUGGGGACAGGCCUUGCAGUUUACCAAAAAGCAGUGGCUCAAGCUGUCAGGCUAACAUUUCAUUAAGGCUAGAGAGAGAAUUCAGGUGUAGGUUCAGAGGUUCGUAGUUUUUUUGAUUUAAACUAUAGCUUCAAAACAUUGACCAACAACCACGAGAUAGAAACUUACCAGCAGGUGGUGGCUAGCAUCAAAACACACUGCAAAAGGCUGAGUGUUUAUAUGCCUUUAAAGAUGCUGUGGCCAAAUUUUUGUCUCUUUAUCCCGGUUCUUUUCGCGGAAUGCGUAUCUGCUAAUGAACGGUGCAAGGUGGAGAUCAACAUCCAAGGCAUGAGACUUGAAAAGUUCGUCUUCAAAAGGAUGUCAGCAUCAGCUCCCUAUAUCUGUGAUAUCCGAUGUGGAGAAGAAAUCAUCUGCCAAAGCUACAACUACAAUAGAAAGAAGGAAAUCUGCGAACUAAACAACCGCACCAAAGAGGCGAGGCCUGAAAACUUUCGCUCGGCCCCUGAUUGGUUUUAUAUCAGGCGUUUGAAUGGAAGAGAUAUCGAUGAAUGCAAGAGUAAUAUCUCGCUCUGUAGCGUCAAUGCAAACUGUUCAAACACUUAUGGUUCGUAUAAAUGCACGUGCAAGGAGGGAUACAAUGGAACUGGAUAUGAGUGUAGAGAUAUCGAUGAAUGCAGAAAUGGCAGCCACCUUUGUGACGCAAAUGCCAAUUGCAUCAACAUCAAAGGCUCCUAUAACUGUACAUGCAAGAAAGGUUUUUUGGGAGACGGUCAGAUAUGUUCAGAUAUUGACGAAUGUGUAAAUGACAGCUUCAUUUGUGGUGUGAAUGCGACCUGUGUAAACACCAAUGGCUCUUAUGGUUGUACUUGCAAGGAGGAAGAAUCAGUUGAAGAUGGAGGUUUUUGUUCAGGUAAAGAAUGCCGAUCCAUUGUUUUCAAAGAACCCAUACGGGACAAGGUCAUGAAAGGCCACCUGAUCAGGCUUGUAGAUGUGCCCCAUCAAGGCAGCUGUAAUGUGUUGUGUUAUUUGGAGCCCAAUUGUGUGUCCAUAAAUUUUGGGCCUUCACAAGGAGGAAACUACAUUUGUGAGUUGAACAAUGCUUCGGACGAAAGUCAAGGCUCGUCAUACCUUCAGAGUAAACAAGAUCAUACCUAUCUCAGUAUCGAGAAUCCCUGCAGCAGCAGUCCCUGUUUCAACAAUGGCACAUGUCAAGCUGGAUACACUGAAAAAGGAUUUCGCUGUAAAUGUCCUUUAGGAUUCACUGGUGUAAACUGCAAGAAAGCCUGCAGCUUUGACUUUGAAGAUGGAAUCGGCGCGUGGGAGAUGACAGGCAGAGCCUUCAUUUACCAGCCAACAUUUGGUGAUAAUCCAAAAGCUCGCAAAAGAGAAAGCGCCCAGCAGCAAGGGGACUGGUGGAUAGGGGACUGUGAGAGACGACCCGCAAAGAGCGAUCCCGCAGGAAAGCAGCAUAUAGAUGGUUGCGACCCACCCGUGGGAACUCUCACUUCCCCUUGUUUUCGUAUCGUCGGCAAGAUGAUCUCGUUUCUCAUCGGUGGGGGAUGUAAAGUAAAUAAAGUUCGUGCGGAGCUUAUUGUCAACAACCAGAAAUGGCUUAUUUUGAGCUUACUUAUGGGAGAGUCCGUGAGAUAA